AUGGCUGAUAUAAACUGUAUCUUGUGCUCUGAAAAAGAAGGCGAAACUUCAAAGUUCGUUAAGUUAUCUGCCAAAAGUAGACAAGGAAUUAUAAGUGCAAGUAAAAUUCGAAAAGACAAUAUCCAUGAGUUAUUUGAACCAUUUCCUGAUGACCCCGUGAGAGUCCAUUUUGAAUGCCGCCGUGUAUAUACAAAUCCUAAAAAUAUCCAGAAUGAUGCAAAAUUAAAGUUAUCCACUCAGGAUGAAGCACAAGUUAAUGACUUGCCAGCAGCAGAUGCCAUUUACCACCAGGCAUGCAGCGUAAAUUUUCGAAAAGGUGACCUGAUCCCAAAAAAAUACCAAGAUAAUUCCAAAGACGAAUUACGUUACAAACCUCUUGGUCGUCCUAUGGAGAAAGACAAGCUAGAUCCUUUUUUGGAAGUAUGUAAGUGGUUUAAAGAAAAUGAUGAGCCGGUUUGUGCCCAGCAGCUGGUUACUAAAAUGAAAGACUUUCUACCAGUUGAUGCUGCUAUUCAGCACCUUCUUCGCGUACAUUUACAAUGCCUUUAUUGGAAAACUAUGAACAUCAAUAUUUCCAACCCCGAAGAGUGGGGUUGGAAAAAAGUAGGAGACCAACUACAGCCCAUAAUAUGCGAAAUGAGCCCUGCACCAGAAUUAUUACUAAACACAAUCCGCUGCACCUGCAAAACGGAUACAAAUGAGCCGUGUGGUAGUGGUAGAUGUACUUGUCGAGGGUAUGGUGUGGAAUGUACUGAGAUAUGCUGCAACUAUUCUGGUCGCGAUUGUACAAAUAGUGCCUCUAAAGAACGUGUUGAAAAUAAUGAAGAAGACUAUUAGA
This is a messenger RNA of Psylliodes chrysocephalus, 838 nucleotides long. NCBI's taxonomy places the organism in Eukaryota, Metazoa, Arthropoda, Insecta, Coleoptera, Chrysomelidae. The record is from the annotation of a GenBank genome assembly.